AUGGAGGAUCGAGGAGUUCAUGAGCGAGUGUAUGUUUUGAGCGAAGGAAGUGGGGCGUUUGGGUGUCGAGUGAAUAGUGGGCCGCUAUGUAGCGAGGAAAUCAAGGUCAAGACGUAUCCUAUUGACAAGACGAGCAGUGAGCGGGUUCAGGAGAGUUUGGUAGUACGAGACUUGCUUUUGGUGUUGCAGGGGUAUGAGGGAGUUUACAUUCGGUACAAUAACAGUUAUUCGCGGGAGAUGUUGGUUGGUCCUGAGUAUAAAGUGGUGAAGAUGAUGAAUGUUGCGUUCAAGAGUUUCAGCAAGAAGUUGAUCAAGAUCGGGUCUAUAUAUGUGAAGCUGGAGAAGUUUGGACAGUGGUGUGGUGAGGAUAGGUACGGGAGGGUGAUGCACCGGCUUGGGUACGAGGUGCGGAGGUUUUUGCACGAGGAUUAUUUGAGUUGUGUGAAGGAGUUGGAGAGACGGUUUCAGGAGGAUGUUUUGUUUAGCAUACGGGACUUGGAGAUGGCGUUAGAGGAGGAGUAUGUGUAUAAGUUCAAGCUUUUGGAUCGGCUAGUGGACGAAGUUGUAGGGAGUGUGAAGUAUCGGAGCGAGAUGGACCGUGUGCAGAUGGAUUUCGACAAUUUUAUGGAGGAUUUGAAGCGCGACACCAAUAGCGAGAUCGAUUUGCGGGUGUUGUACGAUACACGGGUGUCGCUGUAUGUGAAAGGUGGGUCGUUGUUGUUAAUUUUGCAAAAGAUGAUGGAGCAAGAGCAAGGCGAUUCGCGGCACAUCAAGUUUCUCUCGGCGUUGUGCGAGCCAUUGUACGAAGUUUACAGCAAGAUGUUUAUUCAGUGGAUGGAACACGGGCAAUUGGCAGAUAUUCACGACGAGUUUUUGAUUAGUGACACUGUAGCCGAUGUUGAUGAUGAGAAGUUAUCGUACAUGUUGGAUAACGAGCGGUUGUGGGACACCAGAUACGUCAUUCGCAAGGACGGAUUGCUUCCGCAGUUACAGGAUAAAGAGUUGCUGCAGAAAAUACUGCUGACGGGUAAAAUAUGGAGCUUGAUUCGCGUGUGCUGCGGAACUACCGGCACCACCACUAGUACUAGUACAAACACCAAGAAUAAUGGUGGUGUUAGCAGCGGUGGAAGUAUUACGGGCAACAUAUUCACCAAUACGACCCUUCUAAGAGCCUAUGUGAACGAUUGGUACCAGCGCGCCAACGACGAAUGCGUCAGGAUGUUUUACGAGGGAUACCACAUGGACAAAUUCAUGCAAUUGGUACACGACCAAUCGUACGUGCACGGUGUUUUGGACCAGAUCUGGAGCUCGAAGUUUCUAGCCAAGUCGCUUUUCGAACUAACAAGAAGCCCCAACGAGGCUACUGUGGUCAAAAUCCAAAGGCAUUUCAGCGAUGUGGUUCGUGAAGUUAAGGUUGAAGAUAGUUACAAAGGCAUGUUACUACAAUUAACCAGCUUAAAGUUGGAUACCAAUCCAUUUUUCCAAACGUUACGCCAAUUCAUAGAUGACCAAGAAAGCCAGUUGUUGAAUGCAGAUAACUUCCAACAGUUGAAGGUGAUGUUGGUGGGCAACCAGGGAGUAGGAGAGGAACCACAAUUUGGUAGGACCAAAAAGAAAAAGAAUUCUGUCCCGGCAGCAAUGUAUGUUCAGUUUGAUACCAGCAUACCGUACCCUUUGAACAUUAUUUGGACCAAGCCAGUCAUGGUGCAGUACCAGAUGAUUCAUCGGCUAAUAUUCAUUCUCUCGUACCACGAACGUUUGCUAGAAGACACAUGGUUCGAGAUAUCCAAGAACGAUUAUUGGAGACGCAAUGGUGUACCGUCCCAGGAAAACAAUAUGCUAAAAGUUCAAUGCAUACGUCUGGCACGGGUUCUACAUUUCCAGAUGAGAUCGAUGGUGAAGGAGAAAAGAAGACAGGUGACGACUGCAGCAGCAGCAGCAGCAGCAACAGCAGCAGCAUGUGGAGCUGCCACCGCCGCCGUGGGCCCCGCCACGCGCGAAAGGGAUCUUCUCACCCUUCAACACACCGUGCAGGAUCACGUGACCAACAUAGUAUCAAUCGCUGGCCUUACAUCCAUACACCACAUAGAAACACAGGAGGCCACGCUCCAUCUGAUACACUCGUUCAUACGGUUCGUGGCGUCAUGGCGCAGAUCCAAGCGUCCCACAAGCACCAAUUCCAACGCAAAUACCACUACCAUCACCACUGGCAUGCAUGCAAGCCGCAUGCUGGACCACGACAACACAGACGGGGCAGAAGAGGACAUUUCGACCUGGCAAUUAAGAAUGGAUACCUUAAGGCAGUACAUGUCCGUAUGGAACGAUAUCGUCUCGCAAACAUAA
This is a messenger RNA of Kluyveromyces marxianus DMKU3-1042, 2343 nucleotides long. It is a transcript of the gene SPC97, whose product is annotated as gamma-tubulin-complex subunit SPC97. The transcript has a single exon. Gene Ontology annotation, molecular function: gamma-tubulin binding; microtubule minus-end binding. Gene Ontology annotation, cellular component: mitotic spindle pole body; equatorial microtubule organizing center; gamma-tubulin small complex. Gene Ontology annotation, biological process: cytoplasmic microtubule organization; meiotic cell cycle; mitotic cell cycle. Bases 1 to 2343 code for a protein of 780 amino acids. Lineage: Eukaryota; Fungi; Ascomycota; Saccharomycetes; Saccharomycetales; Saccharomycetaceae. The record is from RefSeq and is a predicted model, not a curated record.